CUGACUUUUUGCGACGACAGCAACGGCGACAGCACCUCACAAUCGCAGACCGAACGAACAUUUCCACGGGACAAAUCUACGACAUCAGUCACCAUGCAUCUUAUGUACACCCUCGAUGCCAAUGGCAAGCGCGUCUACACCUUGAAGAAGGUCGUCGGCAGCGAAGUCACCAAGUCUGCCCACCCAGCCAGAUUUUCGCCAGAUGACAAGUACUCGAGACACAGAGUCACUUUGAAGAAGCGAUACGGUCUGCUCCUCACCCAGCAGAAAGAUAAGACUGUGCUCGGACAAUAGACGGAUAGCUGAAGAGAUGAUACAAUCUCGCUGUGUGGGAUUAGCGAUGGAGUUUUGGCGUUCGCCUGGAAAAGCUAGGAUGUGCUGUACAACCACAUGGGAAAUCAGUAUGUCGUCGGAAACGUGUCUUGGACACAGCCCGUGAGCAAAUGAUACGCAAUUUUGAGCGACAGUCAUGUAGAUCGUGAAGUGCUACGGCGUCUGCUUCACUUCGUGCCUCACUGCCAAGACUAAAGUGCGGCGGCAGGUUUUCGGAAAAGUGUUUUUCUUAUUGUUCACCAGUGCACUACUUUCCGCUCUUGGUCACACAC
This is a messenger RNA of Cercospora beticola, 605 nucleotides long. RefSeq names its product snoRNP complex protein NOP10 (gene NOP10). NCBI's taxonomy places the organism in Eukaryota, Fungi, Ascomycota, Dothideomycetes, Mycosphaerellales, Mycosphaerellaceae. Gene Ontology annotation, cellular component: box H/ACA snoRNP complex. Gene Ontology annotation, molecular function: snoRNA binding; telomerase RNA binding. The record is from RefSeq and is a predicted model, not a curated record. Gene Ontology annotation, biological process: positive regulation of telomerase RNA localization to Cajal body; ribosome biogenesis; snRNA pseudouridine synthesis.